Alligator sinensis (Chinese alligator) is the source of this 2471-nucleotide messenger RNA. RefSeq names its product interleukin-6 receptor subunit beta-like. Gene Ontology annotation, molecular function: cytokine receptor activity; protein binding. The coding region runs from base 1 to 2277 and encodes 758 amino acids. Gene Ontology annotation, biological process: cytokine-mediated signaling pathway. The record is from RefSeq and is a predicted model, not a curated record. Lineage: Eukaryota; Metazoa; Chordata; Crocodylia; Alligatoridae. The transcript is spliced from 13 exons. Gene Ontology annotation, cellular component: membrane; external side of plasma membrane.
AUGCUGCAGCCGGGAGACCCGCGGGGCAACGGCACCCUCACCGCCACGGCCGUGCUCACUGCAGAGCAGCCCCGGGGUGAGCUGGGCUGCUACCUGCCCCGCCGGGGGGGUCUGCACCUGCUGGGCACGGCAGCCUUCCAGGCUGGGGCCCCUCCCGGCAGCCUGCGGGUCCAGCGCUGCGUCAGCUUCUGGGCAAGGAACAUCACCUGUUUCUGGGACCCCGGGCCGGAGACCCACCUGCCCACCACGUACACCCUCAGCAUCACCGAGGAAGUGGGGCCCUGCCGGUGGAAGUUCGCCGACACCGGGACGUGCGUGUCCGGCCGGGAGACCCGCUCCUGCACCGUCCCCGUGAGCAACCUCUUCGCCUCCUUCAAGGUGCAGCUGAGGGCUGAGAACCCGCUGGGCCAGGCCAGCGCCCCGGCCGUGUGCGUGCAUGGCAUGAGCAUCGUGAAGCUAAGCCGGCCCGAGGUCAGCGCCACGGCCAACCGGAGCGACUGCUUCCACGUGGCGUGGCGGCUGCCCAAGUACGAGCUGGCGGACGCGGCGGACGCACAGUAUGAGAUCCGGUACCGGGCGGCCGAGGAAGGGGCCUGGGUGCAGGUGGAGGCAGCGGGGAGCCCGCGGGCCGUCGGCGAAGCCUCCCCCUUCACCACCUACGCCGUGCAGGUGCGCGCCCGCUACCGAGCCGGCGCCUUCCCCUGGAGCGCGGGGGGCCCGUCCUGGAGCGACUGGAGCCUGGAGAGAUCCGUCACCACCCUGCCCACGGACCAGCAUCGCCUUCCCCCACUGCAGCCCCUGCCGCCCGGGGAAGCCAAUGGCAGGAUCCUGGGCUACCGCCUGCUGUGGCAGCGCCGGGGGCGCCCGGCCGUGCCCGCCUGCAUCACCAGCGCCCUGCGCUGUGCCCUGCAGCUGCCCGCAGCCGAGGAGCACGUCUUCCUGCUCAGCGCCCACAACGCUGCCGGCGAGUCGCCCACGACCCUGCUGCGGGUCCCGGCUGCGGGGGCCGAGGCAGAGCCAUUGCUGCCGCUGCCCGUCCUGGUCUCCCCGGCAGGCGACCGCAGCCUCCUCCUGCAGUGGGAUCCCCCCGGCUUCCCCGUCUCAGCCUACAUCCUGGAGUGGGGGCGGGCGGCGGAGCUGGGGGGGCAGGACCUGGACUGGCGCGCUGAGCACGGGGGCAUCAAUAGCACGGUGCUGGCGGAGGCGACCGAGCCAGGGCACCUCUACAGCCUGACCCUCUAUGCCCUGAAUGACGGAGCCGUCCGGGCCGUGGGCUCCGUGUACGCGUACUCCAAGCAGACGGCUCCGCUCCGGGCACCGGCACUGCAGCCCGCGCGGGUCUGGAAGUCCCAGGUGGAGGUGCAGUGGCAGGAGCCCUCGCUGGAGGAGCGGGGCGGCUACAUCCGCAACUACACCGUGUCCUAUGCGGAGCAGGGUGCGGGCGCCCGUGCGGUGGUGGUGAACGGCUCCAUCCAUCGCUACCUGCUCACGGGGCUGGCGCCCGACACCGUGGUGCGGGUCAGCGUCACCGCCACCACCGAUGGGGGCAGCACCCAGGGUCCCAUCCUGUCCAUCCGCACCCGGAGCUUUGAUGAGGGGGAGGUGGAGCUGUCGCUGUCCUCCCUGGGCGUGGGGCUGGUUCUGCUCAUCGCGGCAUCCCUGGCCUGCCUCCUCAAGCACCAGCUCAUCCAGGGCUACCUCUGGCCGCAGGUCCCCGACCCAUCUAAAAGCCACCUGGCCAGCUGGAUGCCACAGAGAACGUGGCUGGACCUGGUGGGGUCCCGGGAGGAGCAGCAUGAGAAGCAGGGAGCGGGGAGCUCCCAUGUCGCCCUCGACUCCAUCUCCAGGAUCGUCUCCAGCCAGCAGCGGGAGCAGCUCGUGCCCACGUCUCUCCUGGAGGGCAUGUGGGCACUGGAGGUCUCCAGCACAGGGGAUAAGUGCCAGGCCAUUCUCCUCCCCUCCGAGCCCCCUGGACUCACCCCGGACACCGGGGCCCAGGACACGGCCGCCUACCGGAGCAGGGUGGAGUAUUCGACGGUAGUCUUCUGGGCAUAUAGGGACCGAGAUGCCCCCCAGCCCCUGCCUACCCCCCAUGGCAGCGCUGGGCCUCACCCUGAGCCUGCUGCAAGCCCCGGGGCACCAAGCCCAGCCGCUGAGGACCGGGACUCGGUGUCCCCGGGAGAAUUCCCGCUCCUGCUCACCCUGGUGAUGGAGGGAGGAGACGUCCAGCCAAAGGGGGUCCCCGCUGUGGGGAGCCAGGGCUCUCUGACCCCCUAAGACGCCGGGGCAGCGGGGCUCAUUUUGGGUCCUCCUGGCCUUCCCCUCGAGCAGCAGGACUCGUGCCAGCUGGGAAGAGCAGUGCCCGCCUCCCUCUGGUUUUCACACCAUGGCGUGGCCCGUGUUUCCAUCCUGCCCCGGCCUGGCCACGUGCUCCCUGCUUGGUGCCACAGCCCACCAUUAAAGCUCGGGAA